AUGGCGGGCUGCGGGCUCUGUUUUUCGCUGCUGCUGGCGGCAGCGUUCGCCCGCCAGGCGCAGGCCCUCUGGCCAUGGCCCCAGUACAUCCAAACCUCCGAUUCGCACUACGCCAUCUUUCCGUACAACUUCCAGUUCCAGUACCACGUCAGUUCUGCCGCGCAGCCGGGCUGCUCCGUCCUCGACGAGGCCUUCCAGCGCUACCGCGACCUGCUCUUCGGCUCCAGCUCCUGGCAGCCUCCUGAACCCACAAGAAAACAGCAUACACCGGAGAAGAAUUCAUUGGUUAUCCUUGUGGUCCUUCCUGGAUGUGACCAGCUUCCUUCUUUGGAGUCGGUGGAAAAUUACACCCUGGUCAUAAAUGAUGAUCAUUGUUUCCUCCUCUCUGAGACUGUCUGGGGUGCUCUCCGAGGUCUGGAGACUUUUAGCCAGCUAAUUUGGAGAUCUCCCGAGGGCACGUUCUUUAUCAACAAGACCGAGAUUGAAGACUUCCCCCGCUUCUCUCACCGGGGCUUGUUGUUGGAUACGUCUCGCCAUUACCUGCCACUGACUAGCAUCCUGGACACUCUGGACGUCAUGGCAUACAAUAAAUUCAACGUGUUCCACUGGCAUCUGGUCGAUGACUCUUCCUUCCCAUAUGAGAGCUUCACUUUUCCAGAGCUCACCAGAAAGGGGUCCUACAAUCCUGUCACCCAUGUCUACACAGCACAAGAUGUGAAAGAAGUGAUUGAAUAUGCACGGCUUCGGGGUAUCCGUGUGUUGGCAGAGUUUGACACUCCUGGCCACACUCUGUCCUGGGGACCAGGUUUCCCUGGAUUAUUGACUCCUUGCUACUCUGGGUCUCGUCCCUCUGGCACCUUCGGACCAGUGAAUCCCAUUCUCAAUACUACCUAUGAAUUCAUGAGCACAUUUUUCUUGGAGGUCAGCUCUGUCUUCCCAGAUUUUUAUCUUCACCUUGGAGGAGAUGAGGUUGAUUUCACCUGCUGGAGGUCCAACCCAGAUAUCCAGGCCUUUAUGAAGACGAAAGGCUUUGGUAAUGACUUCAAGCAGCUGGAGUCCUUCUACAUCCAGACACUGCUGAACAUCGUCUCUGCCUAUGGCAAAGGUUAUGUGGUGUGGCAGGAAGUGUUUGAUAAUAAAGUAAAGGUUCCUCCAGAUACAAUCAUCCAGGUAUGGCGAGAAGAGGUACCAGUAAAUUAUUUGAAGGAGCUGGAGCUAAUUACCAGAGCCGGCUUGCGUGCCCUGCUCUCUGCCCCCUGGUACCUGAAUCACAUAACUUAUGGCCCUGACUGGAGAGGUCUCUACGUGGUGGAGCCCCUGGAAUUUGAAGGUGGCGCUCAGCAGAAGGCUCUAGUGAUUGGUGGAGAGGCCUGUAUGUGGGGAGAGUAUGUGGACAGCACAAAUCUGGUCCCCAGACUCUGGCCCAGAGCAGCAGCCGUUGCUGAGAGGCUGUGGAGCAACAAGUCGGUGACUAACCUGGACAUGGCCUUUAAACGUCUGACACAGUUCCGCUGUGAGCUGCUAAGGCGAGGUGUCCAGGCCCAACCCCUCAAUAUAGGCUACUGUGAACAGGAGUUUGAACAAACCUGAGCAGCCCCAGGCACUGAAGAGGGUGCUGGCCCUAGGAGAGUGGUAGUGGGGCCAGGCUUCCACUGCAUCCCGGCCGGGGGACGGAGCCCCUUGCCUACGUGCCCCUGUGCAUGGAGAGAAGGGGGCCAGUGUUGGCACUAGCAUCCAAUAAAGAGUGAUGUGGCUUUUUUCCAUAAUGAA
Messenger RNA from Leopardus geoffroyi (Geoffroy's cat), 1770 nucleotides. RefSeq names its product hexosaminidase subunit alpha (gene HEXA). The transcript has 14 exons. Gene Ontology annotation, cellular component: membrane. NCBI's taxonomy places the organism in Eukaryota, Metazoa, Chordata, Mammalia, Carnivora, Felidae. Gene Ontology annotation, biological process: carbohydrate metabolic process; ganglioside catabolic process; glycosaminoglycan metabolic process. The record is from RefSeq and is a predicted model, not a curated record. Gene Ontology annotation, molecular function: beta-N-acetylhexosaminidase activity. The coding region runs from base 1 to 1590 and encodes 529 amino acids.